AAAAGAUAAUCAUGACGAAUCUAAACGAUCGAUGAUUUCUUAAAAACUGCUUGAGUUUAUUUAAGGAUGUAAGGCAUCUUUACGUUUUGAAAUUUCUUGAUUUGGCCAAAUAAUUUCGAGAAAUAGUCCAAUAUUUUAACAAACUUUCAUGACUCACUCUCUCGCGAUCUUGCAUGUGGACUGCGCUUGCGCAAAUGUGUCAUUUUUUUGUGAUCAAUUUUCUGGACGACAUUCGGUCCAUCAUCGGCAUUAAAAAAAGUAUCUAGAAGUUCAGUACAAUCUUAAAUUUCUUCCGAACGGAGUAUUUGAUAUUACGGUUAAUCUAACAUAUCAACGGCCCAGUCAUGUUUAGCGGAGGUUACAGUGCAACAAAGAUGAAGACCAACCUGAAGCUGAGUGUCAACAGAUUAAAGCUUUUGGAGAAAAAGAAGACUGAACAGGCUCAGAAGGCAAGGAAAGAAGUGGCAGAUUAUCUUGCCAAUGGGAAAGAUGAAAGAGCAAGAAUAAGGGUGGAGCAUAUUAUCAGGGAGGACUACCUGGUAGAGGCCAUGGAGCUUGUCGAACUCUACUGCGAUCUCCUCUUAGCUCGGUUUGGCCUCCUCAAUUCCAUGAAGACAGUUGACGAAUCCCUCCAGGAAUCCAUUGCCAGUGUGAUCUGGGUGGCUCCUCGCUUGUCCCAGGAUAUCACAGAAUUGAAAGUGAUUGCAGGACAGUUCAGAGGUAAAUAUGGCAAGGAAUUCUUUGACAUUUGCGUUGCUGACAGAGAAGAAUGGGUCAACAGCAGGUUGAAGCAUAAGAUGAGUGUGAAAGCACCAGCCCAGACCCUUGUUGAGAACUACUUGAUUGAGAUUGCAAGAAGUCACAACAUUCCAUAUGUCCCAAACCCAGUUGCUUUCAAUGGCGAUGAUGUUGAGCAAAUGCUGAUCAAUAUGGAUGAUGAGUUCAAGCCUGGGUCAGGUCCCCCAGCUGGCCCCAGUGGAGGUGGUGGAGGGGGUGGAGGAAUGACUACCGCCCCCAUACCCAGCGCCCCUCUACCACAGGCACAGGCACCGUACCCACCUACAGUUAACCCUGGGAUGGCCUACCCUCCUCAGAAUAACCGGGGUGGUCCUCCACCCCUCCCUAGUAAACCCCCAGUGGGGGGCGUACCUAAUGGACCGCAACAGCCAAUGGGUGCAGCAGGGGGCUACCAACCAACGCCCAAUCCUCUCCCACACCAUGUGCCUGCACCACCAUAUGAGUUCCAUGACAGCAACCCAACUCCAUAUCCUCCACCUGCAGCUAUCAACACCCCUACCCAGCCCCCAGCCCCACCCCCUAAUGCCCAGCUACCCAGUGAUAGCAUACCCAACCUCCCCGCUGUACCGGUCAACUCAUUCCCACCCCUCGAUGCCACUGUCGGUGGUAAGUCUGCUGGAGGGGAAGAUGUGGACUUUGAUGAUCUCACCAGAAGGUUUGAAGAACUCAAAAAGAAGAAAUAAAUUAUUCAUUUUAGUCCUAUACUCUAUUUUCUGGAUGUAUAUUAUUUAAUGCUCUAUGCCAAUAUAUGUAUUUUUAAUCUUAUAGAUGCUUCUCGAAAUAAACUAUGUUUUUUGAAAAAAAAUAUAUAAUUGUAAUUGUAACAUAUGGAAAUAGGUUAUAGUGAAUCUGUGAAUCUAGAAAUAUUUCUGAAUGUCACAGAAUUUAUGGAAGAUAGUUAUGUACAUUUAAUGCGGUUUGUAAGGUUGAUAUAUGUAUAUUUGCUGAAAUGCUUUUUGGCUAUAUGUUUAAAAAACAAUUAUUAACACUAUAACACAUUUCCUUAAAAAAAUCGUAGUAAUAAUUAAUUUUUUAUAUCAAAUAAUUCAUUACAUAAGUACAUCCUGAUGCCGUUUUAGAGCAAAAAUCUUAUAGAAAGAAGAGAUUGAUACAUCUAUAAUAAUUGUCAUGGCAUUCUUUGCUGCAAGAAAAUAAUUACAGUAAUUGCAUUGAGACAUAUUGUUUGCUCAUUUUUGUCAAUAUUUAGAUUUUUCUUGUUAUGAAAUAAACUUUAAGAAACAAAGUUAUCCCAUACUCAAUUCACUCAAAAUUUUACAGAAAUUAAUAAGAUGACAUAUUAAAAAAAAAGAAUGGCGAAGAUAUUUUUUUUCAUAUAGGAUUGUAGAGUAUAUUUCAAUUGAUCGUUAACCCCUUUCAUCAUAUUAAUGGAAAAUACCACCCAAAUAUAUGAAUGAGAUAUGCUUGGGCCCUGACUGUUUUUUUAAUUUCUUCAUAUAGAAAGCUAGAUGUUUUUACAUAAUGUUUAUUUCAUAACAAUGUAUUUAUUGCCAUUUUAUCCAGGAAUUUUUUCCAACAUAAUUUCCACUUCUUGAUGGUUCAUUGUUGACAAUGUUUGGUGGCAUAGAAGAAAUUUCAUCAAACAAAGUAGUUCUUAGAGAAGAACAAUAUACUUAUAUUUUAAGCUCAUUGAAAGUUAAUUCCCCAUAGCAAACAAACAAAAAAAUGGUCUAGCUCUAAAUCAAGUCUGCUGUAAUUCUAAUGAUGAGUGAUACUGUAGAUGUGACUUACAUGAAAUAAUAUGACUUGCUGUCAAUACUGGACACCUCUUGGUAUCAUAAUCUCAUGAUUGAUAAUGCUUUUGAAGAUUAAUUUGGUGUUGAAAUUGGCAUUAGAGUAAACGGAUGUUGUGGUUUAUUAUUAGAUUAAUCUUGAUAACAUUAAAGCAUCUAAUUAUGAGUGGUGUAGAUGAAUAUUAGUCAAAAUUAAAUUUCAUAUGUUUGUCCUUGCGUUGCAUGGAAACUGUUACUUUGAACAUAAGAGUUUUAACAUCAGAUGUUCAGCUUUGCUGCUAAUUUUUGUUAUAUUAGAAAAUCCAAACCUGGCACUGUUGCAUAGUAAAGUUCUUUUGUAACUUCUGCCUGGCCGUACAUGUUAUAAAAGCAUGUAGUUUGAUGUAAGAGCAAAGCCCAGAAUAAAAAAAAAAUGUAUAAUGCUUCAUCAUUGACCACCUAUUGUUUCAGCUCUUGCAAGAUUUUUAGUGCAAUCAACUGCGGUAUAUCAUAAAUAUACUAAUAAACAUCUAAUUAAUUCUUAUUAAGUUUUAUGCUUGUAAAUGUGUACUUUGGGGAGAGGAGCUCUCUGAGAUAGUGAAUCGUAGUCUAGUUAUUGAAAAGAAAAUUUCUUUUUUCUUCUUUUGAAGUACAUUUAUGUAAAAGUACAAUACGUUAUCAGGAUAUCUAUCUUUUCUAUUAACACAAUGUAAAUAUGAUAUUUUACUAUUAUAUGUACUAUUUCAUUGUUUUUUGAACAAUUACAUAAUGAUGUAAUAAGAUUAACUCGUAAAUGGAACUGAGUUUGAUUAUGAAUAAUAUGUAAAUAUUAAAAUAUAAAAAAUCAGCAUUUUAUCCAAGACUGAAUCUGUAAGCAAUUGCACAAAGCUGUACAUCAAGAAAUUCACAGAUUAAUUCUUGGAUCAUAAUCUAUAAACUUCAGUCUUCACUAGUGAAGUCUAGGGACAUUUUACACAAAACUGCUAGAAUUUCUUUGCAAUAUGACCAUGUAGCCAAUCAAAUAUGAGGAUUCCAGUUGCAUGUGAGAGAGGUUGUGACUUGUUAUAGCAACUUUUGUGGUUGGUGUCAUUUUCCUGUCAGCAAAUGCUUGUAGUAUGAUCUAUUAACAUGGGACAGUAUAAAACAUGGGCCUUCAUUAAAUGAUUAUUAGCUAUAACAAUGCAUGGGAAGAUUGAUUUUUAAAAUAUAUUUCACUCAUUUUCAUUAUAUAUGCCAAAUUUGCCUUUUCCCAUUGUAAAUCAUGUGUUGUAAGUGUUUGAUUAUAGAUUAGUUUUGGUCAUUUCAACUAAUCAUUUUCUCCCUUUAAUCUAUAACUUCAAAGCCAUGAUUUCAUUAUAUCAUGACUUGUGUCAUAUGAUGUCAUAAUCAUUUUAUUCUUAUGUUAUGAGUAAUCUUGAAUGAUAUGAGUUUGUCCAUGAAAAUGAUCCACUGGUUUUUUUUGUGUUUUUUCAACUUUGAGGCAAAAACUCUAUGCCACCGGGACAUAUCUUAAGCCUUGUAUCUUUAUGACUUUGUAUACAAAAAAAUGUUUAGCUUUGAUGCUGAACAAUACCAUAUGUAAACAAGUCUUCAGGCUUAAACCUCCAUAAAUGGACUACUUAUAUAUUUCAAGCUCAAAUCUCUCUAUAUAAGUUGUGCUCUCCUUUUUUACGUGGGUCAAUAUAAAGGUCAACUUUACAUUCAAUAAAAGUUUUUCAUAACAUUAAUGAUUUCACUGCAAUAGUGCAUGUAUAUACACUGUAAAUAAUGAAGUGCUAAUUUAGCACUUACAGUGCUUGUAUAGUGACUGCACUAUGAGUGCGCUGAUUUUCUAGUUCAAAUUUAAACUAGAUAAUCGGCACUCGUAGUGCAGUCACUAUACAAGCACUGUAAGUGCUAAAUAAGCACUUCAUUUUUUACAGUGUAGAAGAUAGUUCUAAUAUGUUUGAUUUCUGUCAAAGUAAGGUAAUAUUUAAUGACAUUGUAGUACUCUUGUAUGUAUUUAUUAUAUUUGUAGUUGCUAUUGCAUAUAUUGUAUGACUUUCAUUCAUAUGUUAUUUUGAAAUAUGAAUUUAAAAAAAAACAUUUGCAAGUAG
Molecule: messenger RNA, 4624 nt
Organism: Lytechinus pictus (painted urchin)
Lineage: Eukaryota; Metazoa; Echinodermata; Echinoidea; Temnopleuroida; Toxopneustidae
Product: IST1 homolog
Exons: 11
Coding region: 345-1481 (378 amino acids)
Biological process (GO): protein transport
Source: RefSeq, a predicted model, not a curated record